AUGCUGCCUUUGAUGAUGAGAGAGUUCAUGCUGCUGCUGCUGCUAUCCGUAAGCCAGGCUGCUCCCAAGGAUGGAGCCACAAGGUCUAAUCCUGAAGCGCUGCAGCAACCCCUGCCCAACCCCUUUGUGCCAGGCCAAGAGCAGCUUCGACUUCUGCAGAGCUAUUUGAAAGGACUAGAGAGAAUGGAAGAGGAGCCUGGGCACAUGAACCGGGAACAGGUUCUCCUCUACCUCUUUGCCCUCCAUGACUACGACCAGAGUGGACAGCUGGAUGGUCUGGAGCUGUUGUCCAUGUUGACAGCAGCUCUGGCCCCUGGAGCUACUGACUCUUCUCCCACCAAUCCAGUGAUCCUGGUAGUGGACAAGGUGCUCGAGACCCAGGACCUGAAUGGGGAUGGGCUCAUGACACCUGCAGAGCUCAUCAACUUCCCAGGAGAGACCCCCAGACACCAGGAGCUGCACGAUAUUGGAAGGCAGCCCCUGUUACCUAGAAGCCCAUUAGGACAAGAAGCACCAGAAGCUCCAAGUCUCAGAGAAGCUGGGGAACAGAUCGAGGCCAGAAGGGUGUCCUUGGAGGCUGGGGGACUAGCAAAGGCUGAAGUAGGAGCUCUGGGUCCUAGAGAAGAGGCUGGGGGACCGGCAGAGGUUGGAGAAGGCCCAGGUCCCAAAGGGGAGGCUGGGGAACAGGCGGAAGCCAGGGACACUGCAGAAGAAGCAGAAGAGCUUCCAGGGGAAACGCUGGAGUCUCAGCACACCCCACAGGAGUUUGAGGACCACUCUAUCCAGCUGGAGAAUGAUGAGAUAUAA
Messenger RNA from Chrysochloris asiatica (Cape golden mole), 807 nucleotides. RefSeq names its product cell growth regulator with EF-hand domain 1 (gene CGREF1). The coding region runs from base 1 to 807 and encodes 268 amino acids. Gene Ontology annotation, molecular function: calcium ion binding. The record is from RefSeq and is a predicted model, not a curated record. NCBI's taxonomy places the organism in Eukaryota, Metazoa, Chordata, Mammalia, Afrosoricida, Chrysochloridae. The transcript is spliced from 5 exons.